AUGGUCUUAAUAGAAAUUGAAAAUGAAAAUCAAUUUUCAGAAUUAACUAAAAAUCAAGAUUCUUCAAAAUUAAUAGCAUUAUAUUUUUAUACUGAUUGGGCAGGACCAUGUAAGCAAAUGAAUCAAGUUUUUAAAACAAUCAGUGAACAAACUGAAAAUUCAAAUAUUUUAUUUUUAUCAAUAAAUGCUGAUAAUUUAGAAGAAGUAUCUGAAUUAUUUGAAGUUUCAAGUGUUCCAUAUUUUAUAUUAAUUAAAAAUAAUACAAUAUUGAAAGAAAUUUCAGGAUCUGAUCCAAAAGAAUUAAUAACUGCAUUAAAUAAAUAUAAUAAUAAUGAUACAAAUACAACAAAUAUAGCUAAAACAAUUAAUAAUCAACAACAACAACAACAACAACAACAACAACAACCAAUACAGAAUAAUACAAAUGAAGAAGAAGAAGAAGAGGAAUCUGAAGAAGCUUUAAAUCAAAGAUUAGAAAAAUUGACCAAGGCAGCUCCAAUUAUGUUAUUUAUGAAAGGUUCUCCAAGUUCUCCACAAUGUGGAUUUUCAAGACAAUUAGUUGCUAUAUUAAGAGAACAUCAAGUUAAAUUUGGAUUUUUUGAUAUUUUAAAAGAUGAUUCAGUAAGACAAGGUUUGAAAAAAUUUUCUGAUUGGCCUACAUUUCCACAAUUAUACAUUAAUGGAGAAUUUCAAGGUGGUUUAGAUAUAAUUAAAGAAAAUUUAGAAGAAGAUGAUCAAUAUUUUGAACAUGCAUUCAAUUCUGAAUAA
Messenger RNA from Insectozyma verbasci, 768 nucleotides. Lineage: Eukaryota; Fungi; Ascomycota; Pichiomycetes; Serinales; Debaryomycetaceae. The record is from the annotation of a GenBank genome assembly.